This is a messenger RNA of Cyphellophora europaea CBS 101466, 867 nucleotides long. Its product is annotated as serine/threonine-protein phosphatase PP2A-like PPG1. The coding region runs from base 1 to 867 and encodes 288 amino acids. Lineage: Eukaryota; Fungi; Ascomycota; Eurotiomycetes; Chaetothyriales; Cyphellophoraceae. Gene Ontology annotation, molecular function: protein serine/threonine phosphatase activity. Gene Ontology annotation, biological process: peptidyl-serine dephosphorylation. Gene Ontology annotation, cellular component: FAR/SIP/STRIPAK complex. The record is from RefSeq and is a predicted model, not a curated record. The transcript has a single exon.
AUGCUGAUGAAAGAGUCCAACGUCGUGCACAUAUCUGCGCCCGUCACUGUUGUCGGCGACAUUCACGGCCAGUUCUUUGACAUGCUUGAAAUCUUCAAAAUUGGCGGGUUCUGCCCGGACACCAACUAUCUGUUCCUCGGCGACUAUGUCGACCGCGGUCUCUUUAGUGUCGAGACUAUCAGUCUGUUGGUGUGUCUGAAGCUGCGGUACCCCCAACGAGUACAUCUCAUCAGAGGCAACCAUGAGAGCAGGGGCGUCACGCAGAGCUACGGCUUCUACACAGAAUGUGCAAGGAAGUACGGCAACGCCAACGUGUGGCAUUACUUUACAGAUAUGUUCGACUACUUGACGCUGAGCGUGGUCAUCAAUGAUCAGAUCUUCUGUGUGCAUGGCGGGCUAAGUCCGAGCAUACAUUCGGUUGACCAGAUCAAGAUCAUCGAUCGCUUCCGAGAGAUACCACAUGAAGGGCCCAUGGCUGAUCUGGUCUGGUCAGAUCCAGAUCCAGAGAGGGACGAAUUUUCGCUCUCCCCGAGGGGCGCGGGAUAUACAUUUGGUGGUGAUGUGGUCAAGAAGUUCUUACAAGUGAACAAUAUGGGCCAUAUUCUGCGGGCGCAUCAACUGUGUCAGGAAGGAUACCAAAUAUUGUACGACGACCGGCUGAGCACUGUAUGGAGCGCACCAAACUACUGUUACAGAUGCGGCAACUUGGCCAGCGUCCUGGAAGUUAGUGAUCAAGGAGAGAGGUUCUUCAACAUUUUCGAUGCCGCGCCGGAGAACGAUGCGCACAGAAAUGAGCAGCAGCAACAGCAGCAAGCUCAGGCGCAAGGGAAAGACGGUGCCGGAACCACGAUUGAAUACUUCUUAUGA